Molecule: messenger RNA, 7585 nt
Organism: Chanos chanos (milkfish)
Lineage: Eukaryota; Metazoa; Chordata; Actinopteri; Gonorynchiformes; Chanidae
Gene: esyt1b
Product: extended synaptotagmin-like protein 1b
Exons: 52
Coding region: 379-5946 (1855 amino acids)
Biological process (GO): lipid transport
Cellular component (GO): endoplasmic reticulum membrane
Molecular function (GO): phosphatidylcholine binding; phosphatidylethanolamine binding; calcium ion binding
Source: RefSeq, a predicted model, not a curated record
UUGGGCGUGUUUCCGAUGGACUAACGGUGCUAUAUACCCUCCGUCUACAGCUUUCAUUUCGGGGAAUGUUCUUAAAAAUAUUCAAAUAAACAGACUGCGACUCUGACUUAAAAACGCUACCUCCUUUAUUCUUUCUUUUUUUCCAAAGUUACUUAUGCGGUAAAUGCCCCAUAACUGACAGCUCAGCGAAAGAAGUUCGACACUGACGCAUUUUUCGUUAUGAAUUUAAUCCGCACAGAUCAAGCUUUCAUCUUUGCCAGACUUUGACGAAACAGUCUUUGAAUGGAAUUUCUACUUUGUGGUUGGAGUUUUGCAUCGAAAGGUAUUGGCAAACCGAGGUCUCUGUAGAGUAUCUGUGGUCCGAAAAAGAUUUUCACGAUGUCCGAUAAGGAUAAGGAUACAGGGCCAGGCGGCUCCACGGCUUCUGGACAAGCAGAUAAACCCCAAUCCGGGGAUGGGGCAUCAAAAAACGUGGAGCCUGUGGUCCCGAAGCCGAAGGGAAUCGACGCAAUGGCGAUAUUGUGGACAUUCGGGAAAUGCCUCAGUGCAUUGUUGCCAGUUUACCUGGCUGGAUAUUAUCGAGUUAGCACCAGCCUAGUAGUAUUCGGGCUCAUGGUGUACUCUGGUUGGAAACAUAGUCGUGAAGCAAAGGAGGCGAGACUCAGGUCCGCCAUACAACUACUUGGCAAUGAACAAGAGUACACAUCAGCGAAAAUGUUAAAAAGUAAAAGGGACCUACCAGCUUGGGUUAACUUCCCAGACGUUGAGAAGGUCGAAUGGCUGAAUAAGGUGCUGCAGCAGGCCUGGCCAUUCAUCGGGCAGUAUUUGGAGAAGUUGCUGGUGGAGACUAUUGCUCCAUCCAUCCGUGCCUCCAGCACCCACCUGCAAACGUUCAAUUUCACCAAGAUCGAUAUGGGAGACAAGGCCAUGAAGGUAGUCGGGGUGAAGGCUCAUACUGAGAACGACAAAGGUCAAGUGCUCCUGGAUGUUUACAUCAGCUAUGUGGGGAACGUGGAAAUUAACGUGGAGGUGAAACGAUACUUCUGCAAAGCUGGAGUGAAGGGAAUACAGCUCCACGGCAUGAUGCGUGUGAUUCUGGAGCCACUGAUUGGUGAUGUGCCCAUCGUGGGCGCGGUCACCAUGUUCUUUAUCCAGAGGCCUAAACUGGACAUUAAUUGGACUGGCUUAACAAACCUGUUGGACAUUCCUGGGCUGAAUGUCAUGUCAGACACUAUGAUAAUGGAUAUCAUUGCCUCAUUCCUGGUCUUACCCAAUCGCCUCACUGUUCCUCUUGUACCUAACCUGCAUGUGGCUCAGCUCCGCAGCCCCCUGCCCAGGGGUGUCGUGCGUAUCCACCUGGUGGAGGCUGACGGUCUGGCUGCUAAAGAUAACUAUGUGAGGGGAGUGAUAGCAGGAAUGUCAGAUCCCUAUGCCCUGCUGAGGGUUGGUCCCCAAACGUUCACCUCCCACCAUCAGGACAACACUCUUAACCCCAAGUGGGGUGAGAUGUACGAGGUCAUAGUUCAUGAGGUUCCGGGCCAGGAGUUGGAGGUGGAGGUAUAUGACAAAGACCCAGACAAAGAUGACUUCCUGGGCAGGACCAAGCUGGAUCUCGGCAUAGUGAAGAAAUGCGGAGUUGUUGAUGAAUGGUUCAGUCUGAAGGACGCUGCAUCUGGUCGUGUUCAUCUCAGACUGGAGUGGCUGAACCUGCUGUCCAACGCAGACAGACUGGGAGAGGUGUUGAAGAGAAAUGAAACCGUGAUCAGUAAAACUGCAGAUCCCCCCUCCGCAGCCAUCUUGGCAGUGUACCUUGAUCGGGCGGAGGCACUUCCUAUGAAGAAAGGCAACAAGGACCCCAGUCCCAUGGUGCAGCUGUCUGUGCGGGACAUCACCAAAGAAAGCAGGACAUGUUGGAAUACUACUGAACCUCAGUGGGAAGACGCCUUUACUUUCUUCAUCCAGGACCCCAACAAACAGGACAUCGACAUUCAGGUGAAGGAUAAUGAUCGUGUGCAGACUCUGGGGAGUUUGACUGUACCUCUCUCUCGUCUGCUCUCUUGUCCUGAUCUGUCAUUGGAUCAGUGGUUUCAGCUGGAUAAAUCUGGACCAGCUAGCCGUGUCUAUAUAACCACCGUGCUCAGGGUGCUCUGGUUGGAUGAGGAGGCUGUUUCCAGUUCUCUUCUCUCCAGCGAAGCGACCCACAGGUCUGUUACACGUCCCCAGCAAACCUCACCUGACCCCAGUUUUGCCACAGAGGGAGUGCUGCGUAUCCACUUGGUGGAGGGUCAGAAUUUGGUUGCCAAGGACAACCUGAUGGGUGGCUUGAGAAAGGGGAAAAGCGACCCUUAUGUUAAAAUCAACAUCGGAGGGACAACCUUUAAGAGUCAAACAAUCAAAGAAAACCUUAACCCCACCUGGAAUGAGAUGUACGAGGUGGUCCUGACUCGGAUACCCGGCCAGGAGGUGCUGUUUGAAGUGUUUGAUAAGGACAUGGACAAAGACGACUUCAUGGGGAGGUUGAAGAUCAAACUCAGUGACAUCAUCACCUCUGAGCAUACUGAUGACUGGUUUACUCUGAAUGACGUGAAGUCUGGUCGCAUUCAUCUGGUUCUGGAGUGGCUCCCCAUGCUGUCUCAUGCUGACACACUGGAUCAGGUGCUGAGGUGCCAGGCCCUGGCAUCAUACAAGAAUAAGACUGUGCCCGCUGUGGCUCUGCUCUUCGUGUACCUGGAGAGUGCCCACGACCUGCCGCUGAAGAAGAGUGGGAAGGAACCAAAAGCUGGGGCAGAGUUGGUGCUAGGGAGAACUUCCCACAAAACCAAGGUGUGUGAUCGCACCAGUUCUCCUCAGUGGGAUGAGGCCUUUCACUUCCUGGUUCAUGACCCUAAGAAGGAGGACCUCAUUGUGAGGCUGUUUCACUGUUGGGACAUAGCCCUAGGUUCAUUGGUGAUUCCCAUAAGAGACCUGUUGUCAGAACCAGAACUGAUGCUAGACCAGUGGCUAAGUCUGGAUGGAGCCUCUCCCAGCAGUCAGAUUCUCCUGAGAGCACAGCUAAAGAUUCUUAGUCCUAAAAUGGCUGAGAGUUGUGUAGAUCGGGAGGAUAGACCCAGUGUUCCAGAGGGUGAGCCCAGGCCAGAGAAAGACUCACUCCAGAGGUCAGCUGAGAAAAUUGGUCCUAGCGCUCCGGUCUCUAUCAGCUCGUCAGUCUCCGGUUCUGAUGAGGCCACAACAGCAACAGCAUCCAAGGUCACACCCACAGAGGUCAUCGGUUCUGCUGACCUACGACCCGAGCAUACCAGCCCGGACCCAAGCUUUGGGACAGAGGGGGUGCUUCGUAUCCACCUAAUGGAGGCUCAGAGUCUGAUUGCCAAAGACAACCUGAUGGGAGGCUUAAAGAAGGGCAAGAGUGACCCCUACGUUAAAAUCAAUGUGGGUGACAUGAAGUUUAAGAGUCAUGUGAUCAAGGAGAACCUCAACCCCACCUGGAACAAGAUGUAUGAGCUGGUUUUGGACCCAAACUCUGCUGAAGACAUCCACAUGGAAGUGUUUGAUAAGGACAUUGACAAAGAUGACUUCUUAGGGAGAUGUAAUAUUAGUAUUAAAGACGUCAUACAGGCUCACUACACAGACCAGUGGUUUACACUGAACGAUGUGAAGUCCGGUCGUGUUCACCUGAUUUUAGAGUGGAUUCCCAAAGCAUCACAUCCUGACACACUGGACCAGGUCCUUCAGCUGCAGAGUGUUCAUUAUCAGAACAAAACUGUUCCCUCUGCUGCCCUUCUGUUUGUUCUCAUAGAGAGAGCACAUUCACUGCCUCUGAAGAAGAGUGGGAAGGAACCCAAGGCUGGAGCUGAGCUGGUUCUCGGGGGAACUUCGUACAGAACCAAGGUGUGUGAUCGCUCUACCUCUCCUCAGUGGGAUGAAUCUUUUCAUUUUCUGGUUCGUCAUCCCAAAGAAGACAUGCUUGUCAUUAAGCUCUCCAGUGGGUGGGAUCAGCCUAUGGGUUCUCUGGUUCUACCAGUCAGAGAGCUUCUGUCAAAACCAGAACUGGUGCUGGACCAGUGGCUGAAUUUGGAUGGUGCUACUUCUGAGAGUCAGAUUCUGUUGAGGGCCCAGCUGAGGGUCUUAGACUCUGAGAUGGCUAAAGGCGACCUGACGAAGUCGCCAAGCGGAUUGGACAGCUCCAUGGGAGGUGGAGACAGUGAGGAGAGAGAACCAAUCAGUGUAACAGAGCAGUUGUCAGUAAAAGACAAUCAAGAGAUGCCACAGUUGGAGGAGCCAGUCAGAACAAGACCAAGUGAACCUGUUGCCCCUAGCGCUCCCGAGCCUGCUGUCCCUUCUCAGCCUGAAGAACAGGAGGAAAUGACCUCUGAGGUUAUCGCUGACCCCCACCCCUCAGACUCCACCCCCGUGGGCAGCAGUGAGACCGCCAUGCAGGACUUGAGUGACGUCCCGGUUUCGACCUCUGCUGUAGGGAGGGAGAGCAAGGACAUGGAGCCGGUUGGAAAAACGGGAUCUGACCGUACAGCCAGUGCAGACCUCCAGUAUGAGGACUCAUCAGAGGGCCAGUCACUGGAGCCGGUUCUCCGUGAUGAUUUGGUAACUGUCGGGGGUGCUGAGGAGACCAGUGAGGACACCAGUUUGACUGAUCUACGACCACAGCGUUCCUGCCCUGACUCCGGCUUUGGGGCAGAGGGAGUGCUGCGUAUCCACGUACUAGAGGCUCAGGAUCUGAUCGCUAAGGACAACUUAAUGGGGGGUUUGAAAAAGGGCAAGAGUGAUCCCUACGUUAAGAUCAAUGUGGGCAAUGUGAACUUUAAGAGUCAUGUGAUCAAGGAGAACCUCAACCCCACCUGGAAUGAGAUGUUUGAGACUGUUCUGAGCCCAAAGCAAGAGUUGGAGGUGAAAUUUGAGCUCUACGAUAAGGACAUAGACUCUGACGACUUCCUUGGAAGGUUUACGCUCAAACUCGGAGACAUCAUAAGCUCACAGUACAUGGAUCAAUGGUUUACUCUGAACGAUGUGAAGUCCGGUCGUGUUCACCUGGUUCUGGAGUGGAUUCCCAAACUGUCACAUGCUGACACACUGGAUCAGGUCCUUCAGCUGCAGCGUGUUCAUUAUCAGAACAAAACUGUUCCCUCUGCUGCCCUUCUGUUUGUUCUCAUAGAGAGAGCACAUUCACUGCCUCUAAAGAAGAGUGGGAAGGAACCCAAGGCUGGAGCAGAGCUUUCUCUUGGGGGAACGUCCUAUAAAACCAAGCUGUGUGAUCGCACAACUUCUCCUCUGUGGCACGAGUCCUUCUAUUUCCUGGUUCACAAUCCUAAGGAUGACAUGCUUUUCAUUAAGCUCUCCAGUGGGUGGGAUCAGCCAAUGGGUUCUCUGGUUCUACCAAUGAGAGAGAUUCUGUCAAAACCAGAGCUGGUAUUGGACCAAUGGCUGACUUUGGAUGGAGCCACACCUGACAGCCAAAUUCUGCUGAUGGCCCAACUCAGGAUCUUAGGCUCUAAAAUGGCUACACUUGUUGCUAUGGGCCAGGGACCAAAGCUCGCUAACGCCCCUGCUGGUCAGACAGGGAAGGUGCGGAUCUCUCUCUCCUACCAGAAGAGGCUCUCAGUCACCAUUCAUGCCUGCAGAGGUCUGACUGCAUCAUCUAAGGACGGUUUGGACACAUAUGUCUCCCUCUUUCUCCAACCGGAUAAAAACAAGGCCACUAAAAGAAAGACGAGUGUGAAGAAGAAAGAGCUGAACCCAGAGUACAACGAGAAGUUUGAGUUUGAUCUGUCUCUGGAGGAUGCUAAGAGAAGGACCCUGAGUGUGUGUGUGAAAAACAGCUCUGCGUCUUUCAUGAGUCGAGAUAAAGAUGUCAUUGGACAGGUACAAAUCGAGCUGGCACAGUUUGACUUACUCUCAGGAGUCACUGAAUGGUUUGACUUGGAGGACGACUGAACAGUUGAGGAAUGACAUUACUCGUUUGUAUCUGAUUUAUUUUCCGGCUCUUACAGGUUCUGACCAAUAACACCACACUGAUGCCUUCCUCACCCCUCCUCUUCUCUCCCAAAUCCAUAUUCCUUUACCUUUUCCCCCUUUUUUCACAUGUGCUUCUGUUAACGAACCAGAUGGAAGGCUUAUUGUCAGUGAUUAAGGUACUGGCAGGUAGUGUAGAGGGAGCAAAUAGUUUUUAGUGAAUUACAUAGAGGAAUACAGUAAAGUCUGAAUUAUGAUUGAAGUAUGAAUUAUGGUAGUUACUGUUGUUGAAUGUUAGUGUAAAAGUAGGUUUAUACUGACUGAAGAGGGAUAUGAAGUUGAGAUGUAAGACUGGGGCUGCUUGAGAGAAGUUUACAUGCAGGUUGACAUGUAGAUGGGGUGGGUUGAAUACUGAUAUCCUCCUGCGUGGGGGAUGGUACUUAAAAUAUAAAUGUAUGAAAGAAGAAUUUGCUUUAAGUCAGAUUCAGAAGAUUGCUAUUGCCUCUAGAAUAGCUAGCACCAUUAUCAGGAUUAGUGGAAUAAAUUAAAAAUAACGCUCCAUGAAGUUAUUUAGUACCCGAAAGCUUGAAGAUGUUUCGCAGCAAUAUAACGUAACAGAAUGUGUUUAAGACAUCUAUAGCUAUAGGAAGCUAUAAGGACUCAAAUAGGAUGGCUGGAAAUCAGUUAUACUUAUGCUUAUGAUAUGGGAUCUAUGAAGUGAUCCCAUUAUGCCUUAAACAGAAACCAUACAUCUCUCUGCACUGUGCACUAACUACGCAAUUAGCCUUGCACUAAGCCAAAGUAACUGUUGUGCUACACACAUAUAUAUAUUAUAUAUCAAAAUGUGUGCAUUUGCUUGACAUGCUGCUUGAAUUCCAAGGUCUGGGAUGUUUCUGUGUGUUAAUCAGAGGCUCACUUCGAGUUAGGAACAUUGCCAUACAGAUCUUCCCGCCCUAGUCAGGGAACGAAGAUGCUAUUGCCUCUAGAACUUUUGAUCACGUUACAGUAUUCUGUAUUUAGAGAUACAAUCAUAAAGCAUCAGGUCAAAGUACUGCCUCAGAUAUACUCCAUUCAUAUUGUGCUGUGUGUUCAAUGUCACUGUUUUUUGCAUUUUUUUAAAAGACUAUUAUUUUCCUGUUUUUAUUCAGUUGUCUGCUGACAUUACAAUGUGGUCCAUUCCUUUAUUGUUACAAUACAUUAUACACAAUCUGCUUGCAGACUUUUUUCACCUUGAUAUGAUUUGUGUGAUAUGUGCCUUGUUUUAAAAAAUAUAUGCAUUUUAAAGACACCUGCUUAGAGCUGUUGAUCUUUCCCAUUCUUUUGGACUCUUCUUAGACACUCUUUAUCAUGUUAAUCGUUUUGUUUCAUAAUCUGUACCACUGGCCUUCGCGUGCAUUCUUGGUUUUGGAGACGGGAGGCAGUCAUGCAUCCAGAGACAAGGAUCUGGAGUAUGAAAUGUUCUGUUCUGGAAUCACAUUGUAACGUUGAAUGUUCAGAUGGUAACAUGACAUUGAGCAGCUAUCAUUUCAUAGUGUAUGCAUUUUUCAUUUUUUUUAUCUUAUAACCAUGUUAUGGUCACGCAAGAUUGAAGUGUCAAUAAAAACGUUAUUGUUCGUCCAUA